Messenger RNA from Branchiostoma floridae (Florida lancelet), 3028 nucleotides. Its product is annotated as suppressor APC domain-containing protein 2-like. The record is from RefSeq and is a predicted model, not a curated record. NCBI's taxonomy places the organism in Eukaryota, Metazoa, Chordata, Leptocardii, Amphioxiformes, Branchiostomatidae. Bases 309 to 1607 code for a protein of 432 amino acids. The transcript is spliced from 7 exons.
GCCAAGGAGUUUGAACUAUACUAGCAUGUUUUACCACAUUUUACCGCUAGAGGUCGCACUACAAAGUAACUUUAUUUACACGGAGGGCUUGCAGACUGACCCAGUGUGAUAUUCGAUACUUAGUCGGGCGCCAGAUAGUUGCAACAGUUUUUUAGUGCCAGUGAGUUUACUUUUGGACGGUUCAUUGGGGGAUCUGGUGGACUUGUUUGGGGCUCCCUGGACGUUCAGCUAAAGACGGACCAGGAGGAGGGCAGUGUCGGGGGAUCUUAGAACUCAGGCCGAACUUCUCGUGGUCGUUAGUAUCCGUUAUGGCCGAUGUUCAAAUGCCUUUGUUCCCCGGUCAGUUUGUGCCUUGUGGUUCUGAAGACUUGCCAGAAGCGUUUGUAACGUCUUUGCGUGCCCUGUGGGACAUCCUAGAUGACGGCAACUGCGGUCUGGUGUCCCUGGGGGAUAUCGAGCGUCACUGGAGACAGGACGGGAGCGAACUCCGCGGAGUUGUGGAGGCUCUGCGGCAAGUCGCCCCGCACAACAACAUGCUCUCCUUCGACUUGUUCUGCAGGGGACUGCGACUGGCCUUAACCAGACCACUCUCUGAGCUAACUAACAACGUUAAACCAUUCCACAACCCUGACAAGGGACAUGUUCAAGUGCAGGCACAUCCCAGAACUAAGCAGUCUGCUCGAAGUUUCUCAGCAUCGACUCUGCUCAACCAAGACAAGAAGCUCCACACUUAUUCCAGCCAAGACAAAAUAGGACUGGGUUCGAUUAAUCCAGACAAGACAGGUCUACACGAGCUCGGGAGCCACAGAAGAUCUCAGCGAGCGUCCCGGUCAGUGCCAGAUUUGUCCGUCAAGUCUGAGCCUCAGACAACAACACAGGUGAGAGUCAACAAGGCGAAGCCCAGGCCUGAGAAGGGCAGGAUCAUGGAUAAGUUACGUCUGUGGCAGAACGAGACGUUGGCAUUCCUGAGUGGUGACAUGGACAGGACCAGCAGGGGGUCUGCUGAUGGAACCUCCAGCUCCUCCACAGAUAAUACAGGACCGUCAUUAAGUCCUCCUGCACUUUCACCAAAACAGAAGAAGAAGGAAUUCCGGCGGCACACCUUGGCUAAUGGACUGGACUACAAUGUGCUGAAGAGAAUGAAGCAGCUGGAACAGGAGAAGGACGUCCUUCUGCAGGGUCUGGAGACGGUGGAGCGUGCGCGGGACUGGUACCACUCCCGUAUACUCGCUGUGCAGGACAAGCAGAAGUACUUAGAUGCACAGUCCCCCAGCAGUAAGCGAUUGUUGGAGGCCAGUCAAGUUAGUGUCAACAACCUUACAGCACAGGUGCAGCAGGUGAACCAUCAUCUCAACACUCUCAUCCAGGACACAGGGGAUCAGGGUCUGUCUCUGCACAUGGAUCUUCUGACCUCACACAAUGGCAGGGUGGUCAGUCCAACUGGGAAGACUGCAGAGAACUGUGGCCAUACCCAGGAAUUGAGUGACAAAGAAGAAAUGAUUAGAAAACUAGAACAAGAGAAGUCCCUUCUCAUCCGCCAGGUGUUUGAGGCCAGGUCACAGAUUCAAAAGAUGCAGAGCCCCUCACGAGAUACCACUUUUAUUUAGCAUUUGUAUACAUUGUACUUAUUAUAUACAACGUUUAUUGUGUCCCUUUUACUGGUCACCACACCAGGUGACCUUUGUAGUAACUGUUAGAAAAAUAUGAGUUGACCUGUUUUAUCAUGAUCUUGUUGUAUCCAAAGCUGAAAGGGCUGUGCUCGGGAGAUCCGAGUGCUUGUUAGGUUUCCUCAGUACUAAUUUCUAACAAAAUGAAGCUGCUAACCCACACUUACAUGUAUUUCCUGGUAUUAUCUAAUUCUUUUCAUAUUAGAUAACAGAUAUAUAGUGAGUGAUUAGACACCAAUGGACCGAUCCUAAUGAAUACCAUAUCGAACAAAUAGAACCCCCGUUAUAUUCUAUUUCGAAAACCUCCGUCAAAAAAUAGCCCUUGGAGCAGAAAUGGCUGAAGAAAAAUGCUAUGCCUUCUUUCUUGAAGACUACAAUUUGCACAACUACACCAAGUAUAGUUGUCUGGGGAGGGAGAGCCACUGCAUAGAAUUACUUUGUUGGUGGUCAGGAUGCACACAUGAAGCAGGGUAUGUAUAAGACACAGGACUCUGCACUUAGUCUAGCAGACUAUCCUAUACCCCGGUAGUUGGUGUGCAGUACAAGCUUCCUCUUUGCGAAUGCCCGAGCUUAUUUCUUUGUAAUUUUGUUUUUGUUAUGAGCAUGCAUGCGACUGUUAUGCAUGUAACAAACGCAGUGGAAAACCCGUCACAGAUAUAUGUAUCGAUUUACAUGUGCGUCGACCACAUGUCAGAAACUGAGCCCUGACUCUGCUUUGACUAAAAUUAUAACACCUUUAACACCAUAACUUCUCAAACGAUAGUACCCACUACCCAGUGGAUAUUGCCUUCAACACAGAAGGUAGUGCAUUUUUCUUGGCCCAUUCUGAGAGGAUUUCUGGACCUAAAAGCUAAAACAAAGUCAGUUCUGUCCUACUAGCAGUUUUUGACGGAAAAAGAAGCAUAAUUGAAUAGGGAGUGGGGCUUCAAGAUGGGUCCAUUGUGUCAAGAUGUGUUUUUUUUUACUAAUCAUUUGCAUCAAGAUUCUGUCAAAUGAUGGAGAAAAUGCCAAAGCCACAUGUACAUAUUAAUGUUAAGUACUAUCAGUUUAUAAAUGGUGCAUACAUGUAUUGUAUAGCAAAUUGAGUAUGUUAUAUUAUUUCAUGACUAUUUGAUUCAUUAUUGUUUCAAUGUCUUUGUAGAUAGCCAUCUUAAUUUCAUGUUUUACAUCCUCUGAAGAUCCGAAAUCUAAUGCACAAGAAGAAUUAAGAUGCCUGGACUUUGACUUAUUUGAAUUCCAUUCACAGAAUACACGGUACCAAUUUCCUUUGUUUAUGCACCAUGGAAAUAAAGUUGAAUAUAACUGAGAUUCACUUUGUACUCUACAAAAGGUUGAAAAAUAAUAAAAGAGAAUGUCCUUUU